This is a messenger RNA of Drosophila subpulchrella, 1377 nucleotides long. Its product is annotated as queuine tRNA-ribosyltransferase accessory subunit 2. The record is from RefSeq and is a predicted model, not a curated record. Gene Ontology annotation, molecular function: tRNA-guanosine(34) queuine transglycosylase activity. The transcript is spliced from 2 exons. NCBI's taxonomy places the organism in Eukaryota, Metazoa, Arthropoda, Insecta, Diptera, Drosophilidae. The coding region runs from base 83 to 1339 and encodes 418 amino acids.
AAAUGUCUAUCGAUAUCGGUGACCAACGUGCGGUUGGUAUUAAUCAUUCCCAUUCCAAAGAUAAAUAAAACCUCCGGCCGGCAUGAAAUUCGCGAUCGAGAGCAUCAGCAAGAACUCCGGACGCCUGGGUCAACUGCGGAUCAAAGAUGGAGGACCCGAGCUCAGGACUCCGCUUCUCCUGCAGACAACUAAAGGAGGUAGCAUUCCAUGGCUCAGUGCAGAUGUGUUCGAGAGUCAUGUCAGCCAGAAGCCACAGGUGCUCCAGUUCACGCUGUCCACCAUGGACCAAAUGACCGAGGCACUGACGCAAUGGCACAGCAGUGGAGAUCGCGGACUUAGCGACUAUGUGGGAUUCCCCGGACACCUGAACAUCCUGCUGCUGCGAGAUCCCUGUGAAACAACGCCUUCGGGUGGCAACGAUCGCGAUAUACAGCCACUCUUCACGAGAAGGGGCAAGGAAUCGCUCACUCCCGAGCGCUACAUGGAAAUGGUGGCCAGCUUUAAGCCAGACGUCUACCAGGGACUUUGCGAUGCAGACACAAAUGCGGAGAGUGCGAAGAAAAGGGUUCAGAAAUCAGUCGAUAGGACGGAGAAGUUUAUGCACUACAUCUACGAGCACCGCGGCAAGGUGGAGUCCACACUGCUAGCUCCCAUUGUGGGCGGUUACUGUACCUUUGCCCGGACGCAGUCCAUCAAGCAUGCCCGCGAACAGCCAGCGGGCAGCUAUGGGGGUUACAUUUUGGAGGGAUUCCACACAAAUGGUUUGGGGGCCACCACUUUGGAAUCUUCCAAACUACUGAGUAUUGUAGAGCACUGCAUUAAGCAGCUGGAAGAGGACAAGCCUAGGAUAAUGACGGGCGCUUACACGCCCCUAACAGUUCUGGAACUCAUCCGCCAAGGAAUCGAUGUGUUCGACACCUCCUAUGCCUAUUGUGCUUCCCUGAACUUCAAGGCUUUGACAUUUGGCUUUGUGCAGGAUGCAGUGGAGCAUGUUCCCUUCCUAGACAUAACGGAUGAAGCUAUAAAGGAGGAUUUUAAGCCACUACUAAGCAACUGCACCUGCCUGACCUGCCAGAAACACACGCGUGCCUAUCUGCAUCAUCUGUACAAGACUAACGAGCUCCUAGGUCCCAUAUUACUAAUGGUUCACAACCUGCAUCACUACAUGACCUUUUUUGAGGCAAUUCGUCAGAGUGUGGCCAACGACUCGUUGUCGCAAUUGAUAGAGCUUGUGAGGAAUCAGAAUGGCAAAUCCCAGGUGGAUUAUUCCAUUUCCGCUAACACCAAAGUUAUCAGCAAGGCCACCAUGGGCAAGGGAUUUGCAGCGGCCGCUGUGUAACCUGACAGGCCAAUCAAACAGUAAAGUUAGUCUAGAAA